Molecule: messenger RNA, 1113 nt
Organism: Dermochelys coriacea (leatherback sea turtle)
Lineage: Eukaryota; Metazoa; Chordata; Testudines; Dermochelyidae
Gene: LZIC
Product: leucine zipper and CTNNBIP1 domain containing
Exons: 7
Coding region: 188-760 (190 amino acids)
Biological process (GO): negative regulation of Wnt signaling pathway
Cellular component (GO): cytosol; nucleus; beta-catenin destruction complex
Molecular function (GO): beta-catenin binding
Source: RefSeq, a predicted model, not a curated record
UAUGGGUCCGUUGCCUGGCGAUGUCCCCCUUUCCGGAAGUGGGUGUGGUUGGCUCUCCCUGCCGCCCUGGAGACCGAGGGACGGGUAUGGAGUGAGGGAGCAGCCCGCCCGCACGUCCUGAGGUGAGGCCGCUCCGAGCCUCCAAGGGAAGGGAUGCGUGUCUGCACUUUCCAUAUAAAGAUUUAAAAUGGCUUCAAGAGGCGCAAUAGAGACCAGUAAACUAAAACAGAACUUGGAAGAGCAGUUGGACAGGUUAAUGCAGCAGCUGCAAGACCUGGAGGAGUGCAGAGAGGAACUGGAUGCAGAUGAAUAUGAAGAAACCAAAAAAGAAACUCUAGAACAGUUAAAUGAGUUCAAUGACUCACUGAAGAAGAUCAUGUCUGGAAAUAUGACUUUGAUAGAUGAACUCAGUGGUAUGCAGCUGGCUAUACAAGCAGCCAUCAGCCAGGCUUUUAAAACUCCAGAAGUCAUUAGAAUGUUUGCAAAGAAACAGCCAGGGCAGUUACGGACAAGAUUGGCAGAGAUGGACCGAGAUCUGAUGGUUGGGAAACUGGGACGGGACCUAUACAUGCAGCAGAAGGGGGAAAUCCUAACUGCCCUCAGGAAGCUUGGAGAGAAGCUGACUCCAGAUGAUGAGACUUUCCUGUCAGCAAAUGCAGGUGCAGCCCUCAGCCAGUUUGAGAGAGUCUCUAGUAACCUUGGAUCUGGAGACAAAGUCUUUGCUCUGGCCAGUGUUGAAGUAGAAAAAUCAAAGCAAUGAAGAGGUGUAUGGGGCUAGAGUCUCUCCUGUUGUCAGCAACAUUGGACUUCUAUCAUAUUGUAACUGGGUUUUUUUGCUCAUUUGAUUUUUUUUGUAAACUGUUGUGGGGGAAGAGGGAAGGACUUCAAUCUUAGUCACAAGACAACGUAAACUGAACAGUCUGAAAGUGCACUUUGGGAUCUCAGUAUCUGUACCCCAUAGCAAUGUAUGCUCUGAGGCUAAACACUAAGUGGUAUUUCAAAAACACAAAAUCAAACUGGCUAUGAUUGUCUUCUUUGAAAGGGAUCAACUGUUCUCCACUUUUCUGAAUGUGUAUUUCUCUAACUAUUAAAAUGUCAUCUUUUUCAGUGUGA